AUGGGCGGACACGGAGGGUUGAACAUUCUCCCGCAAAAGUCCUGGAACGUGUACGGUCGGAAACAACGCGAACGCGUUCGAAGAGACGAAGAGCAACUUGAACGAGAGCAAAGAGAAGAAGCGGCGCGAAAAGAGGAGGAGGAGAAAGAGAAGCGGUUGCGAGCGUUGCGAGGAGAGAAGGAAGAAGAAGAAGAAGAGAAGGAGAGUGGGCGAGAAGGACGCGUAGAGAGUGUGCACGAGAAUAAACACGUGAACUUUUUCGAGGAGCACGAAAAAGCGCUGGCCUCAUUGGAGAGGAAACAGAAAGCGAAGAAGAGCGAGGAGGACGAGGGGAAUCGAUUAGGCGGGAGCGGGACGCACUUGAGGCAACCGUGGUACGCGAAAUCGGAUGCUUCGUUUUACGACGACGAAGAUGACGAUGACGAUGACGAUGACGAUGGUGGCAAAAAGCACCGCUCGUUGCCGAAAAGAAUCCGAAUGCAAAGAGAAGAAACAGAACGCUUGCGAUUGGCGGAUAAGGAACAACCGUUUGAAAAUCGUCCGACGCUGACAAAAGUCAUGCUCAGGGACGGAUACGUGCCACCCUCGGAAAGAAGGAGAAGAGAGAAGAGGGAGAAGAAAAAGAAGAAAGAUAAAAAGAAAAAGAAAAGGCGGCGUUCGUCUUCUUCUUCCUCCUUCUCCUCCUCGGAUGAUGAGACUAAAGAGGACGAACAAACGCGCGCGUUGAAAAUUCAAAAAAUGAGAGAGGAAAGGGCGAGACGCGAAAUGAAGGAACGCGAACGUGCGAAGAGCGUGUUCACGAACGCGACGAAGAAUCCAUUCGCGUAA
Messenger RNA from Bathycoccus prasinos, 828 nucleotides. RefSeq lists its product with no specific name. Lineage: Eukaryota; Viridiplantae; Chlorophyta; Mamiellophyceae; Mamiellales; Bathycoccaceae. The transcript has a single exon. The record is from RefSeq and is a predicted model, not a curated record. The coding region runs from base 1 to 828 and encodes 275 amino acids.